Molecule: messenger RNA, 1124 nt
Organism: Oncorhynchus kisutch (coho salmon)
Lineage: Eukaryota; Metazoa; Chordata; Actinopteri; Salmoniformes; Salmonidae
Gene: rnasekb
Product: ribonuclease, RNase K b
Exons: 3
Coding region: 162-467 (101 amino acids)
Biological process (GO): nucleic acid metabolic process
Molecular function (GO): RNA endonuclease activity
Source: RefSeq, a predicted model, not a curated record
GUUUUCGUACCGAAAUAGGCGAACAUUUACGGAAAUUAACGAAGGAAACGAUUGUCAUCUGAUGCAGUUUAGGACGACGCUCGUCCUUUGAGAAAAGAAAAUACUGUUUUAGAUUAGUGUAUCGAAAUUGUUUAUUUUGUUAGAAAAGAUAAAGUACAAGAAUGCCAUCCCUUUUAUUCUGUGGUCCGAAAAUGGCCGCUUGUGGAAUAGUGAUCAGCAUAUGGGGAGUCAUCAUGCUGGUGAUGUUGGGGAUCUUCUUCAGUGCAAAGUCUGCUGUAUUGAUUGAGGACGUGCCCUUCACAGAGGAGGACAUCCGCAAUGAUAAGAACCCCCCGGGGACCAUAUAUGGACUCUACAACCAGGUGGGCAUCAACUGCUUCAUCGCAGCAGCCAUUUAUGUUGCAGUGGGGGCGGUGUCACUCUGCCAGGUUCGACUCAACAAGCGCCAGGAGUACAUGGUGACAUAAGUUCCCCUGCAGCAUCAGAAGAUUACACACACACACACUCUAUUUCAAGUUCUCAAGGGAAGCAACCUUAUAAAAAGCUAUUUAUUUGUAACUUCAGAGUAAAACAUUCAACAUAAGUCAUGUCUGUUAUAUGCUAAUGAAUCAUUCCUUGUAUUUGCAUACAACUAUUUAUUGAAUUGACCAAAAAUGCGAACUGUCAAUUGAUCAUGGUGAAUAAAAUUGUAAAUCUUGUUCCCCUCAAGGACCAUUUCAGUGCAUACAUCAUGUGUGCUAGAUAACUCAACACACAUUCCUAGAUGCAACAGACAAUUAAAAGUUUUAAAAGAUAUAUAGAGCAAUCGUAGUUCACAAUGGUCAAUGUUUGUCAAAUCAAGAGAUAUGUCAAAAAUGGUUAAAUAUGUACAUUUUGUGUACUGUCUUUCGUGUUUGCUGUUGUGAAUUGUAUGCUGUUGAGAUAGCUCUUAAUUUGUUAGUCACUUAUGUAGUAGUUCCUCAGAAAAAUAUGGUGCACCAAAUGUUUGAAUGAAGUAUUUAUUUAAUGUGUUUGUUUUCCUGAGUGUAAUGAUGUGAAAGGCUCUAUCUAAAUGGUACUUGAUGUGAAGGACCUCAAUCUCUUGUAGAUGUUCCCUGCAAUAAACUGGAAGGAUUAAAAGGAAA